Puccinia graminis f. sp. tritici CRL 75-36-700-3 is the source of this 300-nucleotide messenger RNA. RefSeq lists its product as uncharacterized. The transcript has 2 exons. The coding region runs from base 1 to 300 and encodes 99 amino acids. The record is from RefSeq and is a predicted model, not a curated record. NCBI's taxonomy places the organism in Eukaryota, Fungi, Basidiomycota, Pucciniomycetes, Pucciniales, Pucciniaceae.
AUGUUCAAGUACGAAUAUCGAUUAAUGGACCAGAGUCGGAAACUCGGGACGCGUGUCAGGAACUCAAACAAAGUCAAGAUACAUAAAUACAUCCUCCUAGACCCCUCAUUCGACCUCAACGAGGACAAGAUAAUGAUCAUCGGAAAAAUUGACCUGCUGCACAUGGCACUGUACACCUUAGGAGUCAGUCAAUUCAUACUAUCUACUCCAAUCGAAGGCUUUGGUACGAUUAUUGCUUGCUUCCCUCUCGAACAUUUCCAUUCUCUCCUUCUGCUUGACUCAUUUGUUUCGAGAUUUUGA